Messenger RNA from Marmota flaviventris (yellow-bellied marmot), 3897 nucleotides. NCBI's taxonomy places the organism in Eukaryota, Metazoa, Chordata, Mammalia, Rodentia, Sciuridae. The record is from RefSeq and is a predicted model, not a curated record.
AUGGAACCUUGGGUUCCCCUGCGGCCAUCUCAGCCUCGGGGGAGGCCCAUGGCACCUCCAAAGGACCCCGGCCGAGGGCUUCAAAGUGGACCUCAUCGGCCUGUUCCUCACCCUCGGCACAAUGGAGAGGGGUUCCACCGAUGGCAAGACAUCCGUGGGAGCCCACAGCCACUGCAGGACCCCCGGGCAGACCACCUGCAGCCCCCUCAUGCACCCAGGUCUGGGGUGGACUACUAUGACGGGGCCUAUCCCAGCCAGGGGUACUCCAGGCCAGGCUUCGAGGAUCCCUAUCACAGAUAUCACUCUCCAACUAUGAGGGAAGAAUAUGCCUAUGGGAGUUAUUACUACCGUGGCCACCCGCAGCAGCUUCAGGAAGAAAGAGUGCCAAGGCAAGGGACUCCUUAUAUCUGGCAUGAAGACUACGGAGAUCAGAAGUACCUCGGUGGGGAUCGCCAUCGGGAAAACCAGAACAGUUCAUUUGGGAUGAACAGUGAGACCCAGUUUCAAUCUAUCAGCCGGAGCCCUUAUAAAGACAGUCCUGCUUCCAGCUCCGGACAGGAGCGGCCUGGGGAGGUCUUUUCGGAGAGUCGGUUAACUGGUGUCUGCAAGAAUAAGCCAUCACUGACCAGCAAGUCCAACCUUGUCCAGCAGCACGAGUCUGGUCUCAGCUCCAGCAGCUAUGAGCUCAGUCAGUACAUGGCGGAUGCCCCUGAGCAGUAUGAUCCUAGGGCGUCAGCAGUUUGGAGUCCAGGUCAGGCAGGGGAUGUCUCAGCAGCAGGUCCCCACACACCCGUGAAGUUCUACGUCCCUCAUGUGUCUGUGAGUUUUGGUCCAGGAGGUCAGCUGGUGUGUGUGUGUCCCAGCUCUCCCCCUGAUGGGCAGACGGCCCUGGUGGAGCUACACAGCGUGGAGGUUAUUCUUAGUGAUUCUGAAGACCAAGAGGAAAUGAGAAGUUUCUCAGGACCCCUGAUCCGGGAAGAUGUUCACAAGGUCGAUAUCAUGACAUUUUGCCAGCAGAAAGCAGCUCAGAGGCUCAAGUCUGAGACCCCAGGAAGCAGAGACUCAGCUCUACUGUGGCAACUGUUAGUUCUCUUCUGUCGCCAGAAUGGGUCCAUGGUGGGGUCUGACAUAGCUGAGCUGCUGAUGCAAAACUGUAAGCUGGAGAAGUACAAGAAGCGGCCCCCGGUGGCCAACCUCAUCAACCUGACCGACGAGGCCUGGCCCGUGAACUCCGGGACCCGCAACCUGCUCACCGGGGAGGUCUCUCCCACGGUGGAGACACCUGCGCAGAUCAUGGAGAAAUUCACCAAGCUGCUGUACUAUGGGAGGAAGAAGGAGGCCUUGGAGUGGGCCAUGAAGAACCACUUGUGGGGUCAUGCUUUGUUCCUCUCCAGCAAGAUGGACCCACGGACCUACAACUGGGUCAUGAGUGGCUUCACCAACACACUGGCGCUCAACGACCCUCUGCAGACCCUCUUCCAGCUCAUGUCGGGGAGGAUUCCACAAGCAGCCACGUGUUGUGGGGACAAGCAGUGGGGGGACUGGAGGCCCCACUUGGCUGUGAUUCUGUCAAAUCAGGCUGGGGAUUCGGAGCUGCACCAACGUGCUAUUGUCACCAUGGGGGACACCUUGGCAGGGAAAGGGCUGGUGGAGGCCGCUCACUUCUGCUAUCUCGUGGCUCACGUGCCCUUUGGCCACUAUACUGUGAAGACGGACCAUCUGGCCUUGCUGGGCAGCAGCCACAGCCAAGAGUUUUUGAAAUUCGCAACAACCGAGGCUAUCCAGAGGACGGAAAUCUUCGAGUACUGCCAGAUGCUGGGCCGCCCCAAGUCCUUCAUCCCCUCUUUUCAGGUAUAUAAGCUCCUUUAUGCUUCCCGUCUGGCAGAUUAUGGCCUGGCCUCCCAGGCCCUGCAUUACUGCGAAGCCAUCGGCGCAGCUGUCCUGAGCCAGGGAGAGAGUAGUCACCCUGUGCUAUUAGUGGAGCUCAUCAAGCUGGCAGAGAAACUGAAGCUGUCAGAUCCUCUGGCUUUAGAAAGACGCCGUGGGGACAGGGACCAGGAGCCAGAUUGGCUACUUCAACUGCGGAGGAGGCACAGGGAGCUGGAGCAAAAGGCAGCAGGAGACGUUGGAGAUCCUCCUUCUGCUCGCUCAGAUAUUUCAGGAGCCAGAGGAAGAAUCACAGACACUUCCUGCCAGGAUCUUUUGGGACAUCAAGGCCACUCAGAAGUCCCUGGGUACCACUCAGCUCCGUGGCCAACACCUGAGCAGAUGGGCCUCCCUGAGCCCAGCCCACAGCAGCCCUUCCCCCUGCAGCAGGGCCCCUACCCAGUGGGAGGAGGUUCAGGGCACAUGGAGGCGCCGGUGCCUCUCUACUCGGUUCCUGAGACCCGUCUCCCAGAGCCCAGCAGUGACAGUGGCGGUGACAGUGUGGCAGUGACAGGGGCUCCUGGAGGAAGGGCCUGGGAGGAAGCACUGCAGAUACACCCUCCCUCUGGAGAGAGCGCAGCAUCCCAAGACACCUCUUGGCAACUCGAUGAUCCAAAGGACAUUUCCAAACCUCAGGUGAAAGAACAAAGCGCCCCACCGGCCCCCAGAGCGCACAGUUUCUCUGAGAGUUCCACCAACUUGGGCCAGGAAGACCAGGAAGAGUCCUCUGAGGAAGCGGAUCAGAAACCUUCCCCAAAUGCUGCAGAGAGAGAGAAGCCGGGAGACGUGAAGGAGAACGCGAAGAGCUCAGGAUUUGGCUGGUUCAGCUGGUUUAGGUCGAGGCCCACGAGCAACGUGUCACCCUCUGGAGAGGAGGACACCUCAGACAGCACGGACUCGGAGGAGCCCCCCAGAGCGUCCUCUCCCCACCAGGGACUCUCACCCGUGCCUCUUCUUGAGUCUCCACCUCUGCCUGGUGCUGGCGCCUCCUCCAGGGGCACAGGUGGGGGAGACCUUGGAAGAUCCUCGUCCAGUGGGGAAACAGCCGAGGGCACUGGAACUGGGGGGUUCUCGGAGCUUGAGGGUGUCUCUUCUGAGCUCUAUUCCAGACCUGGCCUUCUUCCUCCACCUGCCUUGAAGGGGGCUGUUCCGCUCUACAACCCAUCUCAGGUUCCCCAGCUCCCCAGGGCUCCCAGCCUGAGUCGGCCGAGCCGCCUAGCUCAGCGCCGCUACCCAACCCAGCCUUGCUGAGAAGGAACUUCGUCUCCAGCUCUUCUCUCAGGAGCACAGCUUUUCUAUUGCUCUGCCUUCCUCAGUCCCCAUCCGCUCUGCCAUGUCCAGGCCCUCAAGAUAGCCAUGCCAGCCUGUUGCCUCCACUGGCAUUUGGUGGCAAGGGAACAGGAUCCCCAAGGGACCGCUCACUCCAGGCUUAAGUCUAGCUUCAGCACGGUGGAAACUCAGAUGGAAAAUCUGGGUAUAAGAGGAGCCAGGAAGUGAGCAGAGUGUCAUGGCAGCUGCCCUUGAGAAGGAGGCUUGAGAACCUCAGGAAAAGUUAGGUCCCCAAGAAUCCUGUGGCUCACAUCGUUGGUGACCCCGCUUGGUGCUGCAGCAGGGCCUCAGAGCAACAUUCCAAGAGCACAUUGACCCCCCCCUCCCCAGGCUUAGUUAUAGAGAGUGCAUCGUUCCAGUUUGCAAAGUUUUUACACUGCAACUCGAUCACUGCUGCCCUUCAAGGAUUCCCUCUUCAAUGACAUUUCAGCAAUUUUCCUCCUGGCCCUAGUUUUCUGCAUAUUUUCUCUGUGGUUCAGAUUAAUUAUAUUUCCUCUCACUUUCUUAGCUGGUCCUAUUUUUUCACAUUCUGGCAUCUGGCUAUCAAGUUAGAUUGCUGUAGGCAUCAUAUUGUCAUGGUAACUACUGAACCUAAUGAUGCAGAUGGAUGGAACAUCAGUAUAAUAAAUGAUGGAAAACGUU